AUGGUUCACGAAACCUAUGACAUUGUCAUUGUCGGCGCUGGCCCCGUCGGCCUGCUGCUGUCCCUGUGCAUGUCGCGCUGGGGCUACAAGGUCAAGCACAUCGACAACCGCCCUGUGCCUACGGCAACCGGCCGGGCUGAUGGCAUCCAGCCGCGCUCCACCGAGAUCCUGCGCAACUUGGGUCUGAAGCGCACUAUCAUGGCCUACGAGCCUGCCAAGGUCUACGACGUUGCUUUCUGGGACCCCAAGGACGACGGCUCCGGUAUUAACCGCACCGGUAGCUGGCCCAGCUGUCCCCGCUUCAUCGACACCCGGUACCCUUUCACCACCCUGGUCCAUCAGGGUAAGAUCGAGCGUGUCUUCCUCGACGAGAUUGAGAAAGCCGGAACCCAUGUGGAGCGCCCGUGGACCAUCCUCGGCUUCAAGAAUGACGGUGCAAAUGCCGAGUACCCCGUCGAGGUACAAUUGAAGUGUCUCGAUACCAAUGUAAUCGAGACCGUGCGCUCCAAGUAUCUCUUCAGUGGUGAGGGUGCUCGCAGCUUUGUCCGUGAACAGCUUGGCAUCAAGAUGCACCACAAGGACCCCAUUGCCCACGUCUGGGGUGUUAUGGAUGGCGUUGUCCGCACCAACUUCCCUGAUAUCGAGACAAAAUGCACUAUCCACUCCGAUGCUGGUUCGGUCAUGGUUAUUCCUCGGGAGGACAACAUGGUUCGCCUCUACGUUCAGAUCGCCUCGUCUACUGACCCGGACUGGAAUCCCCGCAAGACCGCUACUGCCGAGGAGGUCCAGCAAACCGCGAAGCACAUUUUGAAGCCCUACUGGAUUGAGUGGGACCGGGUCGAGUGGUACUCCGUGUACCCUAUUGGUCAGGGUAUCGCUGAGAAGUAUACCCUGGACGAGCGCGUAUUUAUGGGUGGCGAUGCCUGCCACACCCACAGCCCCAAGGCUGGUCAGGGUAUGAACACUGCCUUCCACGAUGCAUUAAACUUGGCCUGGAAGAUCCACGCCGUGGAGACCGGUUUCGCCGACCGUUCCACCCUGAGCACAUACGAGAGUGAGCGCAAGAACAUUGCUGAGACCUUGCUUGACUUCGAUGCCAAGUAUGCGGCUCUCUUCUCCAAGCGCCGCCCCAACGCCGGUGAAGUCAAGGCCAGCAAAGCUGUGCGGGCUGCUGAUGAUGGUGAGGAGGAGGACGAGUUCGUCAAGACCUUCAAGUCAUCUUGCGAGUUCACCAGCGGCUACGGCGUUGCCUACAAGCCCAACGUCUUCAACUGGGAUGCCAGCCAUCCCGCCAAGUCUGCACUGUUCAAUAUUCCUGGCGUGCGGUUGACUCCUGGCCGGGCCUUCACCCCGACGACAGUCACUCGUCUUGCCGAUUCCAACUUCGUUGAGUUGGAGCAGGAGAUCCCUACCAACGGGUCUUUCCGCAUCUUCAUCUUCGCUGGUAACCAGAACAAGACCAAGAAGGCUAUCACCGAUCUCGCCGCCAACCUGGAGAAGGAGCGCUCGUUCCUUUCGGUCUACCACCGCCCGGACACUGCCGAUGUCUCCUUCUUCGAGCGCCACAACCCUCAUUCCAAGCUUUUCACCUUCUCCGUCAUCUACUCCGCCUCCAAGAACGAGAUCGACAUGGACGCCGUACCCCAGGUUCUGAAGGACUACCACCACCACCUUUACGCCGACGACAUCCCCGAUUUCCGCGUCCCCAGCGCCAAGUUCGCUGCCCACGAGAAGCUUGGCCUCGACGCCGAGAAGGGUGGUGUCAUCGUUGUCCGGCCUGACAGCCACGUUGCCUGCACGGUGGAAUUGGUGGAGGGCAGCGGAACUGUUGAUGCCCUGAACGAGUACUUCAACGCGUUCACGACGAAAUCUCUGGGUCAGGAUCCCCAGCAGAGCCGUCUAUAA
Molecule: messenger RNA, 1905 nt
Organism: Penicillium cinerascens
Lineage: Eukaryota; Fungi; Ascomycota; Eurotiomycetes; Eurotiales; Aspergillaceae
Product: putative FAD monooxygenase
Exons: 2
Coding region: 1-1905 (634 amino acids)
Molecular function (GO): FAD binding
Source: RefSeq, a predicted model, not a curated record